Messenger RNA from Knipowitschia caucasica, 255 nucleotides. The record is from the annotation of a GenBank genome assembly. Lineage: Eukaryota; Metazoa; Chordata; Actinopteri; Gobiiformes; Gobiidae.
AUGACACUUGUGAGUCUGCUGACUGUGGGAGAGAGGUGUGACAAGCAGAACCUGAACACUUUGACAACCAAAGAAAUGAUCUUUGAAUCCAAGACCAAGGGUUCUACUCUUCUUGGCAGACAACACUUCUGCCCCGUGUGUGUGAUGCGGAGGACUUCUGUGAGCAAGAAAAACAACAAAGAAGCUUUCUGCUGUGGCAUUGUGUUCCAGCGUGCAGAGGAGGAGAGCCAGCCGGGAGGGAUCGGGACUGAGUGA